Molecule: messenger RNA, 837 nt
Organism: Gongylonema pulchrum
Lineage: Eukaryota; Metazoa; Nematoda; Chromadorea; Rhabditida; Gongylonematidae
Source: the annotation of a GenBank genome assembly
UUGGCUGAAAUCACAUUCAAGACGGAUCUCGAGAAUUGCGAUUACCAGCAGGAACAUGGAGCGACUCGUCUGUUCGAAGCAUUUAAGCUGUAUCAGCAGGAGGAGAAGGCCAAAGAAACGAAAGAGGAGGAGGAGAAAAAGGAUCCAAUGAAAAUGCUUGAAAAACGAACAAAAAUGAGUCGCCUCGAAAUGGAAGCUUUGGGAAAACUUGAGGAGUUGCAGGAAACAAAUCGACGCCAUGAAGCAUUCGGGCCGGAUCAGUAUUUCCAGAGUGAAGCCGAAGCACUAGCAGAAGCUUAUCGACGGCAAGAACAGGAAGACGAGCAAUUUGUCCGGAAAUUAUAUGGUCGCACAGAAGACGGCAAAAUCAUUAAACGAAUAAUUGACGAUGAGGAAGAUGUGAAGCCGGAUUUAGGCAUGCAAGUGAAGCAAGAAUUUGUCGAGGACGAUCAAAAACCGGGAUGCUCAUUUGUGGAUCUCAAAGCAAUAAGCUUAGAUUCGAAGAGCGAUAUCAAAACGAGUUCUGCUGUUACAGCAAACAAACGAAUGACCCAGCGAGAAAUCCUUGCAAAAGCAGUUAUGGUCAAGAAACCAAAAAGCGAACAACUGGUGACCGUGAAAACUGAAACAGUGGAUCCUGACGAUAGCACCCCUGUAAGAUUACCAAACCAAUCUGAUCCAAAGAAGCCUGAUCAGCAGCAGUCAUCAUCUGCAUCAUUAUCAGUAGCAACAAAAUUGCCACCAGUGAUAUCACCACCAGCCGAAGCAGCACCAGCAUCAACCUCCUCUGCUCUACAGGGCUUAGCCGAUUAUGGCAGUGAUUCAAACAGUGACUAG